CUUCAAUUGACUUUAAUUUCCAAUUGAUAAUUAAUUUAAAGUUUAAUUUGUGGGAAAUUUUUUUUCUAAUUAGUUAAAUUGUGAAUGUUGAUUCCAUCUAUGAUUGAUUUAGAAACGAUUGGAAUCUUGAGUUGCUGGUCUAACCAAAAGUCUAAAGCUAAUAUACCAACUGAUAUGAACAAUUUUCCAUGAGAUUUUAUCUACAACUUUAAUCACCAUCAUAAACUAAUGGAGAUAAAAGAAAUGGAAACAUAAAACCACAGAAAAGCUCUAAUGAAAAUCCACUGGACUAUAAAAGGAAUGAUGGUUAAUGGAUAAGCUUUGGAAAAGGAGGAAAAGUUAACCUUUUUGUUUGUCAUCAUCAUGGAAAUUGGAUAAAAAUAACAUUGAUUGACACUGAUAAUCAAUUGAUUAGUUUCAACGAUUCUAUGGUUAUUAUUAUUAAUCUACUCUCACCCAGUGAAAGUAAUCAAUUUCUCUUGGAUGAUUUUACCAUUUACAUGUGAUCCAUAAAAGGAAUAGAUGAGAAAACAAAAACCAAAGAGAAUAAUAAAAAGUCCCAAUGGAGAGAAAGACAAAGAAAGCUGAUGUUCGUUGUUCUAAUAAUCAAAUCAAAUUAGAAUUAACAAAAUUCAAUCUAUUUUUACCAAAAGGAGUUACAAUUUAAUCCAAAUGAUGAUAAACAAGGGGAAUGUAUUUUUAUACCAUCAACCGAAAAGACCACAAUACAUUUAUGCUACUAUAUUUGUAGUUGAAUGAACGUUUUAAUCAAUAGGAAAGGAGGAGAAAUUUGGAGGAUUAAUUGUAUUUAAAGCAAUUUCCAGAUUAUCAACAAUUUAAUAACAAACAAAUUGCGUAAAAAAAACAACUGAAAACAAGGAUAAACACCUUAGGUACUAACCGAGUAAACAAAACAUCAUCAUCGGAAAAUCUAAUAAUAAGCGACGAUUAAUCAGUUUAUUUGUUUACUUUAAAGUUUAUUUUAAUUAAUUGUUAAUCAUUUAACAUGGUUUAUAAUUAGUUGACUGGUUAGCAACUGAGGAUUGACCAUUUAGUUAAUUGUGUGUUGAUAAAAAAGCAAAUUACGCUCUGUCCUUGAGAGUAACAAGUUAAACAACUCACAGAAACUCAUCAUUAUCAAGAUUCACACUUAAUUAACGGACAAUUUAUUUGAUGAAAGAAAAAUUUACUCUCCACCUUUAAAUUGUAAUUACAAUUAAUACUCACGUGUACCUCUGGUAAUAUAAAUAUUAACCAUAAACUUUGAGCUCUUUUCAUUAAAUCAAUUGUUGCCUUCGAGUAAACAUCAAGUAAAUCAAGUAAAUAUCUUGUUGAUUGUCGAGUGAAAUUGUAAUUAAACUAUUCUAAUUUGUUUGUUUCAAUAAUUUCCUAGCAAAGAAUUAAUUUAAAUCAUGAAUUUCUUGUUAAUUGUUACCUUUAUUUCACUAAUUGCAACAGUUUAUGGAUUUGAACCUCCGAGAAAACCAUGUGAAAAAGUUGAUCAAUUCUCUCAGUUAAUUAGUAUCGUUUCUUACAACAAUUCAAAUGAAACUUAUUGGCAAGCGACACCAGGAAAGGAAAUGAAAGUUGAUUUCAUUUUCGUGGCUAAGGAAGGUUUCGGUAAAAUUGAACAAGCAAUUUACGCCAUUUUAGAUCCUAAAGGUGGUCCCGGUGGUAAACCAUUGGAAUUGUCUUACGAGAAACCGGAAGAUGCUUGUAAAUUUAUCAAUUCUACUUCCUGUCCAUCAGAAGGAAUUAAAAAAGAUCAACCUUACCGAAUGAAUUUAUCAUUUGUUGUUCCUGCUGCAGUUCCAAAGAUCGCAUUGGAGGUUCGAUUCAUAGUCAGGGAAACAAUUACAUCUAAACGAUUAACAAGACUACAGAAAACUAAUUGGAUGAAACAUCCAGGGAAAAUGAUUAUUUGCUAUCGACUUCCAGUCCAAGUGGUUUACAAUUAAAUCAUCAUCGAGUUAAUUAUCAUCACAAUCAACAAUACAUACAAAACAGAAACUUAUUCAAUAACUAUUAAUAUAAUAAUCAUCACUUUGGAUCAACAUUAUCAUCACUUUUUUAGUAACAAUUUGAUUAACUGAAUUUAACUAAACUGUAAAUAACUGAUUUGAUUAUUAGAGUUAAACAAAAUAAAUUAUUUUUUUUACAAUUG
This is a messenger RNA of Panonychus citri (citrus red mite), 2164 nucleotides long. RefSeq lists its product as uncharacterized. The transcript is spliced from 5 exons. Bases 1413 to 1958 code for a protein of 181 amino acids. The record is from RefSeq and is a predicted model, not a curated record. NCBI's taxonomy places the organism in Eukaryota, Metazoa, Arthropoda, Arachnida, Trombidiformes, Tetranychidae.